Messenger RNA from Colossoma macropomum (tambaqui), 1356 nucleotides. RefSeq names its product intermediate filament protein ON3. Gene Ontology annotation, biological process: intermediate filament organization; keratinization. Gene Ontology annotation, molecular function: structural constituent of skin epidermis. The record is from RefSeq and is a predicted model, not a curated record. Gene Ontology annotation, cellular component: keratin filament. NCBI's taxonomy places the organism in Eukaryota, Metazoa, Chordata, Actinopteri, Characiformes, Serrasalmidae. Bases 1 to 1320 code for a protein of 439 amino acids. The transcript is spliced from 9 exons.
AUGAGUCUGAGGAACAAGCGCAUCAGUUCCAGCAGUUCCGUGCGGAGCAGCGGAAAACUUGGGGGCUUUGGCUACAGUGGGGGCUUCAGUGGGAUGUCUCUGGGAGCCUCGUCGCCCGGCUUCAGCACCAGCAGCACCUACCUGGGCGCUCCCAUAGGCAGUGUAUCGGUCAACAAGAGCUUACUAGCCCCCCUCAACCUGGAGAUCGACCCCAACAUCCAGAUGGUGCGCACCCAGGAGAAGGAGCAGAUGAAGUCCUUGAACAACCGCUUUGCCUCCUUUAUUGACAAGGUGAGGUUCCUGGAGCAGCAGAACAAGAUGCUGGAGACUAAGUUUGACCUGCUGCACAGCCAGAGCCCAGGCAGGUCUAACAUCGAGCCCAUGUUUGAGGCCUAUAUGGCUAACCUGCGCAGACAGCUUGACGUGGUCAACAAUGACAAAAUCAAGCUGGAUGGCGAGUUGAGGAACAUGCAGGGGCUGGUGGAGGACUUCAAGCACAAAUAUGAGGAUGAGAUCAACAAGAGGAACAACCUAGAGAACGACUUUGUGAUUCUGAAAAAGGAUGUGGACUCUGCAUACCUGGUGAAGGCUGACCUGGAGGACAAAGUUGGAGCUUUGACUGAUGAGAUCAAUUUCCUCAGGAGCAUUUAUGAUGAGGAGCUGCGUGAGAUGCAGGCCAGUAUCAAGGACACCUCGGUCAUCGUCCAAAUGGACAACUCUCGCAACCUUAACAUGGACCAGAUCGUGGCUGAAGUUAAGGCCCAGUAUGAGGACAUUGCAGCCAAGAGCCGUGAGGAGGCCGAGUCUUGGUACAAGUCUAAGUUUGACCAGAUGGCCAGCCAGGCCUCACAGUAUGGAGAUGAGCUGAGGAACUCCAAGGGAGAGAUUGCAGAGCUCAACCGCAUGAUCAGCCGCCUGCAGAGUGAGAUUGAGGCUGUCAAGGCUCAGCGCGCUAACCUAGAGAACCAGAUUGCAGAAGCAGAGGGCCGUGGAGAGCUGGCUGUGAAGGAGGCUAAAGCUCGGAUCCGGGACCUGGAGGAGGCCCUGCAGAGAGCCAAGCAGGACAUGGCCCGCCAGCUCCGCGAGUACCAGGAGCUCAUGAAUGUCAAACUGGCACUGGACAUUGAGAUCGCCACCUACAGGAAGCUGCUGGAAGGCGAGGAGGACAGACUUGGACAGCAGGCCAUUAUCAACAUCCAAUCAAUGCCCAAUUACAACUCCAAAGGAAUGAACGGCUACCAGCAGAUGAGUUCUCCAUCCCCCAAAAUACUCAUUAAAACCACUGAGACCAGAGACAACACCAGAUUCAGCACACACUGAAGCAUCCCAACCUGAAAUACACAAACGGCUUGUUUU